Molecule: messenger RNA, 756 nt
Organism: Laetiporus sulphureus 93-53
Lineage: Eukaryota; Fungi; Basidiomycota; Agaricomycetes; Polyporales; Laetiporaceae
Product: NAD(P)-binding protein
Exons: 5
Coding region: 1-756 (251 amino acids)
Molecular function (GO): oxidoreductase activity
Source: RefSeq, a predicted model, not a curated record
AUGCCUUCAUACUUGAUCACAGGCACUAGCAGGGGCAUAGGCCUGGCCAUCGCCCAAGAGCUGCUGGCCGGCUCUGCCGACAAUUUCGUGAUCGCCACGGCUCGUCGUCCGAACGCGUCGGAUGGUCUGAGAGAGCUUGCGGAGCAGUACCCUCCGACUCGUCUGUCUCGCAUCCAGCUGGACGUGACCGACGAAGUCAGCAUCGAUAGGGCGGUCGAAGAGGCGAUUGCGCUCCUCCCUGAGGGCCUUGACUACCUCAUAAGCAACGCGGCGACGGCUUUCACGGCUUACGUGCCGUUCGAAGACGUCGACCUGAAGCUGUUUGACGAGGAGUUCAAAGUCAACCUACGCGGUCCGCUACAGCUUGUGCGCAAGUUCCUGCCCUUGAUACGAAAGGCGAAGAUCAAGAAGAUCGUGCACAUCGCGUCCGACCUCGGGUCGCUCGAAAUUGCACCAAAGUGGCCCGGCAUGGGUCCCACCUAUUCAGUCACCAAAGCUGCUCUGAACAUGCUGGCUCGCAAGUGGGCUGUCCCGCUCAGCGAGGAAGGCAUCACCACCGUCCUGCUCCACCCCGGGUUCGUCGAGACGGAUCUGGGCAACAGCGACGCGGACGCCUACCUGAGCGAGCAUGGUAUAUAUCUCAAUAAGAUCACACCGCGCGAGUCUGCGCAUGGGUGCGUGAAGGUCUUUCAAGCUGCGCGUUUGGAGAGUGCGGUCAGGUUCAGUGCCUAUGAUGGGAGAGAACUGCCUUGGUGA